AUGGUGCUAGGUAGAGCAUCGCGCAAGUGCUCCAUCACACGCCAAUUCAACCCCCCCCCCCCCCCAGACGACGGCGGCGCGGCGGAGGUGGUGAGCGCCGUCCUCCCGAUCGCGGGCGAGCCGGACCUCUACCUCGUCGCCCUCGGGAAGAACCUGUCGGUGGUGCGCUGGUCGACCUCUGACCCCGACCAGCACACGGCGACCACGAAGGUCAUCCAGACGACCACCGACGACCACUUCAACGACGCCAAGUGCGACCCUCGAGGACGACUCUGGGCUGGCACAAUGGGUCCCUUGGAUGAACAAGGAGAACUGGCGGAAUUCAAUAAAUCUUCUCUCUUUAAGUUGGACCACGAUCUCGUCUUUACUGAUUGGGUGAAGAAGGUGUCGAUCUCCAACGGCCUGGCCUGGAGUCACAGCAAGAAAAUUUUCUACUACAUCGACUCUCCCGCGAAGGCCGUGUACGUGUUCGAUUACGACGACGAAGCCGGUGCCAUCAGUAACCAGCGCGUCCUGCUGGACUACGAGAGCGCCGGCCUCAAGGACCAGGUGCCGGACGGAAUGACCAUCGACGUGGACGGCAACUUGUGGGUCGCUUGCUUCGGAGGCGGCCAGGUGAUCUGCGUGGACCCCAAGGCGGGCAAGGUCAUCAGGCAGGUCGCUAUUCCGUCCAAGAACGUGACCUCGGUGUGCUGGGGAGGACCGGACUACUCCACGCUCUACGUCACUUCAGGAACCUUAAAGAUGUCCAAGGAGGAGGUGGCUGCCAACCCUUCCUCCGGAGGAACCUUCGCCGUUUCGGGUCUGGGCACGAAGGGCCUCCCUCCCGUCGCCUUCAAGGUCGACCUCGAGAAGCUCCGUGCAAAAAUGGCUGCGUGAAGGUCUCAUCCAAGUAGUCUCCGCUCCGAUCCAGUUCCUUUGUUGUCCACACACGUAUUUAUCAUGCAUGUCAAUCAGUGCCAAAAAGGUUAAUUACUAUAAACAUAAACGUCAUCAGGUAAAACAGAUCCACGGGUGACAAUGAUGAAGAUAUCGUCGCCUUCUGUCAUCAUCUGGACUGAAGUCUGUAUCGCUUUUGUACCGUCCGAUAAAUUGCGACGUAAAACCGCAUUUUAAUUCCCACGAAGUUAGAGCAGUCUUCCAUUUAUCUACAUCCAUUUGCAUCUUUAUAUUUUGUGUAAGUUCAUCUGUUCUAUGUGAACAUUUAUUAUAAUUGGCAUCAGAGACACGUACAUGCAAGAUUUACAGCAGGGAUUUCAAAGUUGAACAAUAAAAUACCUGUGCAUGCACAUCGUAUAUAACGGUUAAAACAAAUAAAUGUGCUUAAAUAUAAUAAAAUCUUCUGGAACUGUAUGCAGGAACCUCUUUUUUCUGCAUUAACCGAGCACCGUAAGGAUCACCAGAUUGCUGAUUUGAGCAUAUAUACUGGUUCAGCUGAACACAAUAACAUGAAUGGCUCAUACAGACUUGAAUUUAGACCACUGCAUAGUUGAAAAAAUACACAGUAUGUUAUUACAUAAUUUGUGGAAUGCUCACAUCACCUUAGUUAUAUUAUUCAGCUUUACAUAAAGAAAAAAUUAUCAAGGACUUCUUUUUUCUUCAUCUUUAUUUGGAUGGCCUGUAUUCAGUGCCUCGCUGUAUGAGAAUAAUAAGAAUUGAAUGUUCAAAAGUCCAGCCAUUCUGCAUCGUUUAGUCGACCUUGUCACAUCAACUAAGAAAAGAUAUUUUGCUGAUAAUAUAUAGCCUUCAUCGGUCUGCUCAUUCACCAACUAAACCGAAUAGGAAAAAAUAACAAAUUACUUGUUUUAUUGUACGUUCAAUAAAUCAACAAUGAGAUAUCGCGCAAAAUUAUCCUUCAGUACUUGUACCUCCAAAGUUGAUUGCAGAAUUGGGGGAAAAUAUUUUCAGUCAUUUUGAAACUGAACUGAGAAACUGAAGCAAUUAUUAGGUUAAUUCAACAAAUUCCAUAAGUUCCUUCACCGUCUUGUGAGGAUCAUGUUUCCAGAUUUUCAUCAAACAUUAGAAUAGUCUGUCUUGUCAAACCAGUUCAAACCUAACCUAUGCUACUCUUCCAUUACUUCCAUUAUAGAACAGCAAUCGAAGUUCUAGUUAUCUAAAUUAUAAAAAAAAAUCCAAAAUUCCUGUUCGAUUUCUUUAGUCCAACCUGGCAAGUACAGGCUUUUAAAAUGGUUGUAGGCAGUUCAUUUUCUAAAUAUUGUUUAAAACCAUUUUAAGACAUCUGUACAAAAUACACUAUAACUUCAGUUUGGUGAAUUAUGAUCAUGGUGAUAUGUAUCCCUGAAACCCAGCAGUCACCAUCCUAACUUUUAAUGUCUCCUGUUUCUUGGCAUCACGGGAAGUGUUUUGAUGUAUAAUGGCUAGUUAUUGUGGAAACAAGAUUUUUGUCUGUUACAGUUAUUCAGUAAUAUGUACAUGGUCAUUUAUGUAACAAUUUCUUUUCACUUAAUGAAAUACAGUAAGACUCUAUUUGGAAAAAAAUCAAGCAAAGACAACAAAUAAUUUUACGCUAACUAAUCCAAUUACCCCUAUGAAUACCUGAAUUAGCCCCAGUGCUGAUAGAAUCACUUGAGUACAUAACUUCCUACUCUUCAGUGUGCUAGGGAGAUCCAGAAUACAGUAUUUGCUUUGCUUUUUCUUCCCAGUUCACAAUGACCAUUCAAAAUAAAUGCUGUAUCAUGAA
This is a messenger RNA of Penaeus vannamei (Pacific white shrimp), 2701 nucleotides long. The record is from RefSeq and is a predicted model, not a curated record. Lineage: Eukaryota; Metazoa; Arthropoda; Malacostraca; Decapoda; Penaeidae.